This is a messenger RNA of Caenorhabditis sp. 36 PRJEB53466, 2363 nucleotides long. NCBI's taxonomy places the organism in Eukaryota, Metazoa, Nematoda, Chromadorea, Rhabditida, Rhabditidae. The record is from the annotation of a GenBank genome assembly.
AUGUUUCUAGAUUGCUCUGACCAUUGGGAGCUUGUUCAUAGAAAGCAUGGUCCCGUUUGUUGGGCGGUAAUAAUUGGGAUCAAUAGGGGCCAAGUAACAAACAAUUUCAGCUGGUUCCUUUUCCUGAGAACAUGAAGGGUCACACAACUGAAGAGAUUUGUGCAUUCACGCAUUCGGAAGAAGCAGACGUUAGGAAUCCGGCAGAGAAAUCCAUUUUGGCAGAACUGACGAAACGAACGGAUAAGCCCGCAUUGACAUGUUACAAGGCUUCGCAGUUUUCGUUGGAAGACGAUUACAAAACGGUGGAUUACGAGCGACCGCCAGAAUACAUUCGGAAGGUGAACGAAGAUGGAGUGGUGAGACUGAAGAAGGGAAUCGCGAAGGAAGACGUUAUCACUAUUGGAUUCUCGUUCAAACUGUGAGUACACGAGAGGUGGAUGGAGAGGAAACAGAAAGGGAUUCAGGGUAAAACCGCAUCCGAGGAACACGAACGUGUGGCAGAGCGUCAGAAUCAGAAUAAGAAAUUCUUCCGAUCCUGGAAAUUAUUCAGUUGAAGUCUAUUGUUAUUCCGAGGGGCGAAGUGGAACACUCAGGAAAUGCACAUUAAACCAUCCGGGAAUGCAGAAAAGCGUAGAAGUUGUCACUCCAACUUACUUUUUUGCUGUGGCCAAGAUAUGGAAUCUCGUGUUCGAGUGAGAAUAUCCGUUGCCACAAAUGAAUAUCAACUUGCAAGUAUUGAUUUCAGUUUCGUUGACAAACAAAGCGUUAAAGUUUUCGACGAGAGACUCGAGAUUCCAACGGAGUACAGUUUUUUGGGAAUGGACGAGAUUUCUGUGGAAAAUGUGACUGUGGCGAGACUGGAGCAUUCGAAAAAGUGCCGACAGAAAUUGGAAAACGGAUAUGAGUUCGAGCGGAGGAAUCUUCCAGUUCCGAAACUUCCGAAUCUGGACCUGAACGUAACAAGAUCCAGGGCUGGGCAAAGGGCCGGCCUACUGCUGACCCAGUUAGAAUCCGGAUCGGACCCAAACUCUGCUGGCUUUUCUGUACUUGUAUUGAAGUUCGUUGGUCCCAAAUCCCAGACCGUUCGGAUAUUCUGGUCCGGAGAAACAUCUCUGAAACUUGGUCCCGGGAUGCUUCAAUUCAAGUCAAAAAAUCUUGGGUUCGAUCAAAAUAUUUCAACGGUGUCGAAUGUGCUGUCUUUUGCCUAGCCGUGACGGGCUCAUGAGAACCGAAAAAAGAGAUGGCCACUGCAGAACAUUCCUGUCCGUCGUCGUUCGUUCGGAUCCAACUACAGUUUCGUCAUGCCUAACUCUUAUUAUGAUUUCUAUGACGAAUUCGCUAAAGACCGACUCAAGCACAAUCCGGUCGUGUUUGACAUUCGAAUGUACCAGACGGGAAAAAAGUGGGCAGAAGAAAUGGCAAAAGUGAACGGAGAGGUUUCAGAGACAUGAACGUCUCAUUUUGGAACCACCGAGAUAACCGAGAAUCCUACCGACUCGAACUCAAAGAUAGGGGUCUCUACCUGACCUAUUGGAAGACCUAUUCGGAGGAAAAAACCGUGCGAAUGGGAAAAGCGAGCGGAAAAGAGGCCUACGGGAAUCCGCUGGCGAAUCUGAGAGUUAAGUGAGUGAGAAGGAGAAGAAAACAGUGGGAAAUUGAAUAACUUUGCAGUUUGACCACGUUAUAUCAUAUGAUGGACAUUAGUACAACAUACAUGUACGUUGGCACAACGGUGAGAGAGUCCAUCUGAGCGUUCCGGGAAAAAAUGCGGAAUUUUCAGGAUAAAGACAGUUCGCCGCAUGAACCGACCCAUUAUUCGGUCGAUGAGAUCCGCCUCGCUUCUUCCAGUGGCCUCUUUUACGAAGCGAAGCUCACUUUUCCGAGUGAAUUUAUCAUGAAGACGUGCAAUUUCAGACCGAUUUCAGUAGAAGACGUGGGGAGAAAAGGAAGAAAUGAAGGGAAUCCGAGUGAUUUCAGAUGGACGAAAGAGUGCCGUUCCGACCGAAAUGCAUUCAUGAAACAAAGGUUUUGUGUGAGAGAGCCGUCGAUUUGGGACACGAAGAGCCGAUUUGGGAGGAAGAGAGGGAGGAGAGAGUGUGGGGAGAGGAGAGAGUGCAGACGAGCACAGAAGAGGAAUCGACGACGACGAUGGCUGUUCAGCAGUUGGAGGUGGUGGAGUCGGAGGAGGAAGAGGAGGAGGAGGAGGAGAAAGUGACGGUAGACAACAUCGGUGAAUUCUCCGUCUUUUCUCUUCGAACCGAUCCUCUUCAGAUGGAUUGCAAUGGUGUGUCGUCAGUCUGACAAGUCUCUCCGUCGGCGCAUCCAUCGCCGUCGUCAUUCUGAACUUCGUUCGUUGGGUAUAA